Molecule: messenger RNA, 6988 nt
Organism: Nothobranchius furzeri (turquoise killifish)
Lineage: Eukaryota; Metazoa; Chordata; Actinopteri; Cyprinodontiformes; Nothobranchiidae
Gene: osbp2b
Product: oxysterol binding protein 2b
Cellular component (GO): perinuclear endoplasmic reticulum; cytosol; plasma membrane
Molecular function (GO): cholesterol binding
Source: RefSeq, a predicted model, not a curated record
UGAGUGGAUGUGUCCACAUGUGACCGAUCAGAAGGCAGACCUCUAAGGUUUAGGAAUGUGUAUAUAUCAGAGUCACGUGGUGCAGCAGGUCUGGAGCUCCCUUCCAGGCUGCAUCUGAGUGACCAGCUCGCUGCCGCUCCCUUUGCUGGCUGUCAAACAGUUUAGAGCCGCCAUCGUGGUGAUAACCGCUGUUUCGGUGUCAGUCUUAUCCGAUAACACGGAGGCAUUGUAGAGCGUUUCUCUUCUGUUCGCAUCCGGAUCCGCUGCAGUCUGCAUCAGCCAGCUGUCUUGGCAUCACUUCUUCCACCUCCGGCGUCAUGUGAAAGGACUCCACGGUGGUACGCGGAACCUUCCUCCCGAGCAGCGCACUAGUUAGUAGUGUCCACGUCCUCGUCUCCCCCUCCUCCCCUCGCCGGCUGGCCCCAGAUCGUCCGGCGCCUGUUGGCGUGCGGCGGAGCCGAGGAUGAGCGAGCAGGGGAAGGGCUCGGCGUCCGCUUCCACCGCGGCCCCGGCACCGGGGUCGGACACUUACAAAGGGUGGCUCUUUAAGUGGACCAACUACCUGAAAGGGUACCAGCGGCGAUGGUUCGUCCUCAGCAACGGCCUGCUUUCAUAUUACAGGACGCAGGCAGAAAUGGCGCAUACAUGUCGUGGAACAAUAAAUCUGGCCACAGCGCACAUCGACACCGAGGAUGCCUGCAAUAUCGUGUUGAGCAGUGGUGGGCGCACUUACCACCUGAAGGCUAGCACUGAAGUGGAGCGGCAGAGAUGGGUCACAGCUCUGGAGCUGGCCAAAGCUAAAGCCAUCCGAAUGAUGAAUGAUCAGUCUGAUGACUCGGGGGAUGAGGAGCCAACAUCACAGUCAGACCGCAGCGAGCUCCAGGGCACCCUGAAGAUUCUCAUCAGCAAGCUUGAUGACCUCAGCACAUGCAACGACCUGAUCGCCAAGCAUGGUGCCGCCCUGCAGCGCUCCCUCAGUGAACUCGAAGGUCUUAAGGUCCCUCUGGAGGGAGGAGAGAAGAUCAAGGCAGUCAAUGAGCGGGCCACACUUUUCCGCAUCACUUCCAAUGCUAUGAUCAAUGCGUGUCGAGACUUUUUGGACUUAGCUGAGACUCACAGCAGGAGGUGGCAGCGGGCGCUGCAGUAUGAGCGAGAGCAGCGUACCCACCUAGAGGAGACCAUUGAGCAGCUCGCCAAACAGCAUAACAGCCUUGAGCGAGCGUGGAGAGAAGCACCCACGCUCGUCUCCAGUCCACCCAGUGCCCCAACCAACAACCAGGGGAGUGAACGGGUGCGCAAAGAAGAGGCAAGUGAUGAAGAUGAAGAUACAGAGUACUUUGAUGCCAUGGAGGAUUCCCCUGCCUUUAUCACAGUGACUGCCAGUGAAAGCGCACAGCACCGGAGAUCUCAGAGUAAUUUGAGCGGCGCUAGCGGAGGCCAGGCCAGCGACUGGAACCAGGACGACAGCAUGUCUCCGAGCUGUAACGAUGUGUCGGGAAAGGAGCUGCAGCCUCGCAGACAAAGACGGACUCACAUCCCAGACAAGCCCAAUUAUUCUCUCAAUUUGUGGAGCAUCAUGAAGAACUGCAUCGGCAAGGAGCUCUCUAAAAUCCCUAUGCCUGUUAACUUCAAUGAGCCGUUGUCGAUGCUGCAGCGCCUCACCGAGGACCUGGAGUAUCACGAACUUCUAGACAAGGCGGCGCGCUGCGACUCCUCCCUGGAGCAGAUGUGCCUGGUCGCUGCCUUCUCCAUCUCCUCCUACUCCACCACGGUCCACCGGACUGCCAAGCCCUUCAACCCCCUCCUGGGGGAGACCUAUGAGCUUGAUCGCCUGGAGGAGUUUGGCUACCGCUCACUAUGUGAGCAGGUGAGCCAUCACCCUCCUGCUGCUGCACAUCAUGUGAUUUCCCAAAGAGGCUGGACCUUGUGGCAGGAAAUCACCAUUGCCAGCAAGUUCCGUGGCAAAUACCUCUCUAUUAUGCCUCUGGGUGCCAUCCACCUGCAGUUCCACUCCAGUGGGAACCAUUAUGUGUGGAGAAAAGUCACCUCCACGGUGCACAACAUCAUUGUGGGCAAGCUGUGGAUUGAUCAGUCAGGAGACAUCGAGAUCCUGAAUCACAGGACAAAGGAGACCUGCCAGCUCAAGUUCUCACCGUACAGUUACUUCUCUAGAGAUGUUCCACGAAAGGUGACCGGUGUUGUGGCAGACAGUGGAGGGCAGGCACAUUACAUCCUCUCUGGUACUUGGGACGACAAAAUAGAAAGUGCCAAGAUCAUUCAGAGCAGUCGAGGGGGCAGCGGAUCCGAGGGGAAGCAGAAGACAGUCUAUCAAACUCUGUCCCCCAAACUUUUGUGGAAGAAGUACCCUCUACCGGAAAAUGCUGAGAACAUGUACUACUUCUCAGCUUUGGCUCUGACCCUGAAUGAACCAGAAGAUGGCGUGGCGCUCACGGACAGCCGCAUGAGACCCGACCAGAAGCUGAUGGAGGAGGGCCGGUGGGACGAGGCCAACUCAGAAAAACAGAGGCUAGAAGAGAAACAGAGAGCUGUGAGGAGAAGGAGGGAAGCAGAGGCAGCAGAUGCACUGGAUGAAGAGUGUGAAUAUGACUCUGGUAGAGAAUAUGAAGGCUACCAGCCGUUGUGGUUUCACCAGAGGAGAGACUCGCUUACUGGAGAGACAAACUUUGUGUACAAGGGAGGUUACUGGGAGACGAAGGAGAGACAGGACUGGAGCAUGUGUCCUGACAUCUACUAACGCAGGAGCUCUUCAGAUAACACCAACCUCAUCGGGCAGGGAACCACUGACUCUCUGGUCUGCAGGCAGUGGAACACAACUGGCCUACCAGCACCAUUCGGACCUUGAAAAGAGAGAGAGGGAGCGAGAGAGAGAGAGAGAGAGAGAGAGAGAGAGAGUGUGUGUGUGUGUGUGUGUGUGUGUGUGUGUGUGUGUGUGUGUGCGUGUGUGUGUGUGUGUGUGUGCGUGUGUGUCACACAGUCUCAGAUCACACAGUACCUCCAAAUGCCAUUUGGUUUUUACUCUGGUAAAAAGACAGGACGUUCCCUCGGCGAUCUUUAAAUAAACACACCUGAAGCUCUGGUGCUUGACAUAUAUUACCCACAAUGCACUUAGUCUAUUCCAUCACAGAGUUUAUUAAAGUAGCUUCUAAUCUAACCCAGUCAUAAAGAACCACAUAGAACAGCUCAAUGCACAUCUCAGUAUCUGUGGUUACAAAACAAGCUAUAGAUUAAACUGAAUUCACCCCAUAAAUUUAAAAUCCUGGAACUGUUUUUGUUUCUAAAGUUCGUCUUUUGCUUUCAUAUGAAAGAAGCAACAUUUUUAAAUAAGUAUGUUUUAAAAUAUUUAUAAGAAUUUAUCACUGGAAACAAAAAAGUUUAAAUAAAUACAAACAGGAAGUAUAUUUAGAUUUUAAAAAGGAUUAUUUUAUUUUAUUUAUGUAUUUUUUUUUCAGAAAUUUGAUGCCUUGUAUAAAGUCAUAACAUUCAGACAAAUAAUAUAUAUAGAAAAGUCUGCUGAUUUAGAACAAGUGAAAUUCGAGCUGGUUUGGAAGAUAGUGAGUCUUUCUGAUGUUUGAUGUUGACGACAAAUUUUGCACAAUUCAAAAUAUUUGAUGUCGAGCUAAUUAUAUCUCCAUUCUGAAAUGAUCAAGUUUGAUCUGCAAAUGAUCUUUAAAUAUCCACUUAAACCUGGUUUAUCUAAACACAUAAUGUGUCAGAAAUGGAUUUUAUUUGAGGUGAUUUUAUUUCACGAGGACAAAUAUCCUCAGUAGCUCAUAGAACAUCUCAUGAUUUCUAUUCUGAAUGUAAGCUGCCUUCAUUUGGUCAUCCAAAGAUGCUUCAGACAUGUUGAGCUCGUGGUUCCGAUUAGUAGAACGAGUUUAUUUUUCCUGCUGCACAUUAAAAACCUUUUAUUACAUCAUAAAUGGAGAUUCACCUUUCGCCUUUGGGUCAGAACCCUAAAGUGAGGUUCUAAUGUGAAAACAAAAAAACUCCCUCAAAAGUGAUGAGUUUAAACCGUGUUGGACUGACAACUGGUUUAGAAAUAUGUGUGUAUUACAGUGAGCUUCCCUUCUGAUUGGAGGGAAGCUCAUUUAAUCUGAGGGGGCUCAGAAGUUCAACCAGGCCUGGAGGUCAGUAGGAACAUCUGCGCUGAUGUUGGAGUUUUCACCUCAUUCACUAAUGGAUCUGCAGCCAGUUUCGGGCUGGUUUCUGUGGUGCGCUCUGUUCCACAGCCUCAUCUGGAUUUCUGUGUGCGAGACCGGACCAGGCUCCUCAGAGUUGGAGGUCAAAGGUCACAGCAGCAAGGCAAGGCGGGGCUGGUUCCUGUAUCCUCUCACUGCAGUCAGCGGCAGUCUCAUGACUCCAGACUCACCAGAGCUCAUUCUCUUUGUGGACGUGCUGAUCUGGGAUCAGCUCACAAAAGUACACAGUCUUUUUGCCUUUAACUGACUGAACAAGGGAACAAGUCCCCUGACCUGUGCACUACAAGUCUACGGCAACAGGAGUUAAAAAAAAAACAAGUUAGUAUUUUUUUUUUGUAAUUAUUGUUAGGAAUGUAGAAUUUAUGACUGGAGGUGUUCUGCCGUCUGGUCGAUUUGUUUGAAUAUUUUGUGAUAAAACACUGAUAUUGUAAAGAAUAGCUAUACUAAUCUGUGUGCGUGUACAGGUAAAACUGAAUGAGCCUGAAGGAUUUUUAUUCCAGAUUGAUGCUGUAAAACUUGACAUUUAACCCUGGAGCGCCUGUGAUUUGGCCCAAAGCUGUUUUCAGAUACAUUUUGAUGACUCGGAAUAUUAGAAAUGUUUGUUAUUUCUCCUUGAUCUGGAAAACUGCACUGGAAAAAAAGAAAUCCCUUCACAAAUGAAUUUUUGCUCAACAGAAUGGAGACUGAUGGUUUGAAAACAUGAGCUGUUGAAAGAUUUGUGUGUGAGGUUAAAGGCUAUUGAACGGAUGAUUUCAUGAUAAAAUGAAUAAUCAAUUAUUUUUCUUUGCACAAAAAUGUUUGUUUUUUCCUUUAAAUUUAAGCUUUUUUAUGGUUGUUUGAUUUGACUUAUGAUCACUUACUGAAUAUCUAAGAUAUUUUUAUAUUAGAUUUUUAUCUUAAGCAGCAUAAAAUGAAUUAAUGAACCCCUCUUGAAGAGAUGGAUUGUAUUUCAUAAAGUAGAAUAAGUACAGAAGCUUAGCUUUGCACUUUUCAUCCUAAACUGUCCUUUAAAGCAGGAAUCUGGGAUUUUUUUCUCAGAUGGCUCCAUCUAGAGGGAAAAAAAUGUAUUGCACCUCUGUGAUUGACAGCCCUAAUCCCUUCUUUCCAAAGUGUGGAGAAAAACAGCACAAAACAGUGUGUCCUCCAUUAUAUUACACUUUUACAGAUGUCUAAAAAAUAAAUCAACAUAAUCCCUGAAAGGGAGAAAACUCUGGAUUGCUGCUUUGAGACAUAAACACAUCUGAUGUAUUUUUCAGAAUAAAUUUGAUCACAAUUAAGAAAUAAAUCUUGAGAAGAAUUGAUAGUCGCAUGAUUUAUGCAGCAGCAUCAGUUUCCUCCUUUUAAGUUGUCACUUUACAUCAUCGUGAUCGUGGUGACAAAAUAAAAGUUUUAAUGAAACCAGAAUGUUAUUUCUCUUAAAGGGUUUACUAGAAAUGAACUUGAUUAUUAUGUUUAAGAUAAUUUUUUUAUAUUUAAACAUAUUCUAUAUUUUAAAUGACUGAUCAGGUAGUUUUUAUCAGUUUGAGACCCCUCUAGUAAAAAUGUCCCUCUGUGGGACCCGUAAGGUAUCUGGCAGCUGUAGCAAUGACCUGGUGUGUGUGCUGCUUCAGCGCAGGAGAGAGGAAACAAAACUACCAAAGUGUGAGAAGUUAGUGGAGACUUGAGAACAAUGUUUUCAUCCGCCUUCCCAUCAUAUUGCUUUCCCCUUCGACAGCUUCUGGCAUGACUCUACGCUUUUAUUGUUGCUCUGUUCAGACCUUCUCAUGUGUGCCAUUUAUUGCUUUCCUUGUCCAACUGGACCCAAGUUUCUCGGUGGAUUGAGUCUGGUUUGAAAGCGGUGACAUUUAUUAUCUGUAUGAUGAUAGAAGCUGUGAUACCUGACAGCAGCAAUCUGGUACAGGACGGGUGAAGCGAUGGAUUGACCUGCCUCAACCCCCCCCCCCCCCCCCCCCCCCCCCCACACACACACACACACACACCUCCAGUAAACUCUGGUGUUUUCAGGUUUAAUAACACAUUUAAAUAAAGUUGGGGGAGGGGAUUCCACAUUGUGUGAUUCCCUACUUAAUUUAAACUUAGGCACAUUGUGUUUUAACAAGAAACACAAUAUUGAAAAAGUAGACGAAUAAAGCUGCUAUUGUCGACACUUAAUAUUUUCCUGCAUUAAUGGGUGGUUUUUUUUACAUAUUUGCACUGCAAAAAAGUAUUUUCAAGAGAGUAAAAAAGUCUUGUUUUAUUUUUUAUUUAAAAAGACUCUAAAUCUUGUCUGCAAAACCUGCAAAAAGUAGAUAUUCCUAAAUAUGAUCAACUUUUGUUUUUAGUAAAUACAUCUAAUGUUAGAUUUAUUUGCAAGUUUUAAAAAUUCUAACCAUUUCAUACCCUAUUGGCAGAUUUUUUUUUUCACUCAAAAAAAAAUUCUGUUUGAUCACAUUUCUUUAUACCAGUGACGCCCCCAGAAAAUUUUGAUGAGGGUGGCCAGACGGGGCCAAAGAAAAAUGAGAGCUGUCACGCCAAAUUGGUCCUUAUGGUUACUCUGGGAGAGUUAGCGUGCAGCGAUGCGUUGCUCCUUUAUUCAUUUUUAUUAAAAGAUAAUAUGUAUCCAAAACACUUAACUCGAAAUAGAGAAACACAAACAUGUUAGAAAAUAAAAUUUUCACGGCUCCGCGCGGCAAAAUUGCAUCAUUUUAACAACCACGCCCCUCCACCGCGCCUCCGCACGGCCCAAACUUUCUGCACCGCGCACCUAGGAAAUUUUCUAACCACGCGGA